AUGUGUUUUUUCACAGGAGACUCAACUGAAUCUCUCCUCUAUGAUAUUUUUCGACUGAAUGUGCUGCACAAAGGUUACUGCGUGUUUCAGUUGAUGCACUUCCAACUAUCUGCUUCCACACAUCAGAAAAGCGAACCUUGGAGUCCGCUGUCCUUUGCCGUGGACCGGCUGACCAUCAGUAAAAGUGACGAAGUAAAAACUAAGCCCGACGCAAAUGACUCCAUACAGAGGAAACAUCCACGAAUGACAAGUACCUACUCUCCACCGGUCUCGGAACAGCAGCAACAGUCAUCCUUUCGUCUGGGUGAAAGACCAAAUGAGCUAUCCCGGUCUGAACUUGACUACCGACUAGCCUACUUUCUUGUUCGAGAUCUCCAGCCUCCAGAAGUUUUGAAUGAAACUGGUUUCAAGGUAACAUGGUUAAAGAAGCUGCCCCACUCCCUCUAUUUAUCUUCUUUUUCUAUCCUUUCAAACCCAUAA
Opisthorchis viverrini is the source of this 480-nucleotide messenger RNA. RefSeq lists its product as hypothetical. The transcript is spliced from 2 exons. Bases 1 to 480 code for a protein of 159 amino acids. The record is from RefSeq and is a predicted model, not a curated record. Lineage: Eukaryota; Metazoa; Platyhelminthes; Trematoda; Opisthorchiida; Opisthorchiidae.